GGAGGGAGGUGGGCUGUGCCUCGCAGUGAGACAGUGUCGUCGGGGGAGCGGUUUGCUCUUGCACAUCAGACUCCUUCUAACCCUCCGUGCUGGAGGAGCGAGGGGGAACCUCUCAGUUUUUUUUCCUCUCUGCGGACUCACGGAUAAUACCCACACCACGGCUGGGAAGAUGGUUUUUCUGCUGCAUAUGGUUACCUUUUAUACUGUGAGCGUCUUAAGCGGAGCAUCCGCCGCCACUCACUAUAAUUGCAAUGGUCCUCUGGUAUCCACAUUACCCCAUUCAUCCUUUCAGAGCUCCUCCCAGUCCUCAGUCAGUUAUGCUGCUUACAACGCCAAGCUCAACAGAAGAGAUGGAGCGGGAGGCUGGUCUCCCAUGGUGACUGACCAAGAGCCGUGGCUGCAGGUGGACCUUAAGGAGCAGAUGGAGGUGACGGCUGUGGCCACACAGGGACGGCAUGACAGCUGGGACUGGGUCAGCAGUUACCUGCUGCUCUACAGUGACACGGGUCGGGCCUGGAAACAGUACAGGCAUGAGGACGGUGUAGGGAGGUUUGUCGGGAAUGUGAAUUCGGAGGCCGUUGUCCAGAACAAGCUGUCCAACCCAGUGAGAACACGUUUCCUGCGUUUUGUCCCUCGCGACUGGAACCCCAGUGGUUGGAUGGGCCUCAGAGUGGAGGUGUAUGGCUGCUCCUACAAGUCAUAUGUGGCAGACUUUGAUGGCAGAAGCUCCCUGCUGUACCGGUUCAACCAGAAGUCCAUGUCGACGUUAAAGGACGUGAUCUCUUUGCGCUUCAAGAGCCAUCAGGCCGAGGGGGUUCUACUGCACGGGGAGGGCCAGAGAGGGGAUUACAUCACCCUGGAACUUCACAGAGGAAGACUGGACCUCUACCUCAACCUAGACGACAGCAGACUGAGGUUCAGCAGCGGCCGUGUUGCAGUCACUGUGGGCAGUCUGCUGGAUGACCAGCACUGGCACUCUGUCCAUAUAGAGCGCUUCAACAAGCAGGUCAACCUCACAGUAGACUCCCACACACAGCAUUUCCAAACCAAAGGAGAGGGACACUCACUGGAGGUGGAUUAUGAGCUGAGUUUUGGAGGGAUCCCACUGCCUGGUAAACCUGGCACCUUUUUGAGGAAGAAUUUCCACGGCUGCAUGGAAAACCUCUACUACAACGGAAUCAAUAUCAUAGACCUGGCAAAGAGACGCAAGCCACAGAUACACAGUGUGGGCAAUGUGACCUUCUCGUGUUCGCAGCCCCAGCUGGUGGCCUGCACCUUUCUGAGCUCCAGCAGCAGCUUCCUGUCGCUUCCGUCAGUGGCGUCUGCCACAGGGGGUUUCUCUGUUCGCUUCCAGUUCAGGACAUGGAACGCAGACGGGCUGCUGCUCUCUGUGCAGCUGAACCUGGAGCCCCAGAGGCUGGAGCUGCAGAUUAGCAACAGCCGGCUGUACCUGACCCUCCACAGCUCAGGACGACAGAAAUCAGAGGUCUCUGCUGGUCACAGAAUCAAUGAUGGUCUGUGGCACUCUGUGAGUCUCAACACCAGGAAUCUACAGAUCAUUCUGACUGUGGAUAGUGAGCCAGCCUCCACACUUGAGCUGUGGGAACAACUGGAAUCAAGAGGCAACUUUUAUUUUGGAGGCUGUCCCACCACGGACUGUCAGUCCCUGACUUCGGCUUUCCAGGGCUGUAUGCGGCUCAUAUACAUCAACAGGCAGCCAAUGAAUCUCAGUCAUGUACAGCAAGGAUUGCUGGGAAAUUAUAAUGAGCUUCAGUUUGACACCUGCAAUAUAAGAGACAGGUGUCUUCCCAACCUGUGUGAACAUGGCGGCCGCUGCUCUCAGACAUGGAGCUCCUUUUCCUGCGACUGUUCAGGAACAGGAUACUCUGGAGCAACCUGUCACAACUCCAUCUACGAGUCGUCUUGUGAGGCCUACAAGCUGAUUGGCAGCUCCUCGGGCUUCUACUCCAUUGAUCCAGAUGGGAGUGGUCCCCUGGGGCCCACACAGGUAUACUGCAACAUGACAGAGGAGAAGGUGUGGACGGUUUUGACGCACAACAGCCCUACUCCAGUUACAGUCCAGGGCUCCUCUCCUCACAAACCUCACGUCAUGAAGUUCAACUACAGUGCCUCAGUGGAGCAACUUAAUGCCAUUGUAGCAGGCUCGGAACAGUGCCAACAAGAAGUGGUUUACAACUGCAAGAAAUCUCGUCUCUUUAAUACGAAAGAUGGCAGUCCACUGUCCUGGUGGCUGGACCGGGUCGGAGAGAGACGAAGCUACUGGGGAGGUUUCCUGCCUGGAGUCCAGCAGUGCUCCUGCAGCCUGGAGGAGAACUGCAUGGACAUGAACUACUUCUGUAACUGUGAUGCAGAUGCAGACACAUGGGCUAAUGACACAGGAAUCCUCUCCUACAAAGACCACCUACCAGUGAGCCAGAUAGUGAUUGGAGACACCAACAGGAUGGGCUCACAGGCCGUCUACCUCGUCGGCCCUCUGCGUUGUUAUGGAGACAAGUCCAUAUGGAAUGCGGCAUCUUUCUACCAGGAGUCCUCCUACCUCUACUUCCCUACCCUACAGGCUGAGCUCUCUUCCGAUAUCUCCUUCUACUUCAAGACUAACGCUCCUUCAGGAGUGUUCCUGGAGAACCUGGGCCUCAAGGACUUCAUCAGAGUGGAGCUCAGCUCUCCCUCAGUGGUUUCUUUCUCCUUUGAUGUGGGAAACGGUCCGGUGGUCCUGUCCGUGAAGUCCCACCUCCCUCUGAAUGACAGACAGUGGCACUACGUGAGGGCAGAGCGCAAUGUGAAGGAGGCCUCCCUGCAGGUCGACCAGCUUCCCCUCCGCUUCCUGGAGGCUCCAGCUGACGGACACCCCCGCUUACGGCUCAGUAGCCAGCUAUUUGUAGGAGGAACAGCGUCCCAGCAGAGGGGCUUCCUGGGCUGCAUCAGGACUUUGACCGUCAACGGCGUGAGCUUUGACCUGGAGGAGAGGGCCAAGAUGACGCCAGGGGUGAGCUCUGGUUGUCCCGGCUACUGCAGCGGCUCCAGCAGCCUAUGCCACAAUAGAGGGAGGUGUAUUGAGAAGAGCAACGGUUAUGUGUGCGACUGCUCCCAGUCCGCCUACGGAGGAACCACCUGCAACCAAGAGGUGUCGGUGUCCUUCGACAUGGAGUCCUCAGUGACCUACACUUUCCAGGAGCCCUUCUCAGUGAUGCAGAACAGAAGCUCGCAGGCCUCCAUUGUUUCCACAGAAAGCAGCAACCGAGCCAGAGAGGACAUGGCCUUCAGCUUUGUCACCUCCCAGAGGCCGGCCAUGCUGCUGACUGUCAGCACCUUCAGCCAGCAGUACAUCGCGGUCAUCCUGGCCAAGAACGGGAGUCUGCAGAUCUGGUAUCACCUUCAGACAGACAGGAGUCCAGACGUGUUCAGCCCAGCCCUCGGCAACCUGGCAGAUGGACGACUGCAUCGAAUCAGAAUCCACAGAGUAGAAAAAAACCUCUACGUACAGAUCGACCAGGACAUCCACACAAAGUACACACUGUCAUCUGAUGCAGAGCUGAUCUUAAUCAGAUCCCUGACAUUGGGCAAAGUCACCGGGAGGGAGAACUUCAACGAGAAAGUCAUGCAAGCAGCUUCUAAAGGUUUCAUCGGCUGCCUCUCCUCGGUCCAGUUCAAUCACGUGGCACCGCUGAAGGCAGCGCUGACGAAUCGAGGGAGUUCACUGGUCACCAUCCGUGGUCCGUUGGUCCAGUCAAAUUGCGGUGCGCUGGCAGAGUCCACGUCACACACACUGCAAGAUCAAACUGUAACAGCAAAUAAAGAUAAGGAGCCACACAGCAAUGGAACCCAGAAGGACUUGGCUGUAAUUGCAGGUGUGGUCACAGCGGUGGUCUUCAUCUCUGUGUGUGCUCUUGCUGCGAUAAGCCGCCUCCUCUACCAGCAGCGGCGGGCCCAGAGGAGCAGCAGCAUCAAAGAGGAGAACAGACACAGCAUGUACACAGACUACAGGACAGAGCUGCACCUCCACAAUUCAGUCAGGGACAACAUGAAGGAAUACUACAUCUGACUGCAAUGUGCGCUCUGUGGACCUAAGACACAAACUUACCUCUCUCUUAUAAAGGACUAACAGGCGGACGUGCUGCUGCAGGAUUUCUUACCACAAAACAUCUCUGUGCCCUGGAAGUCUCUCAGGAACACUGCAAAAGCCUGUAGCCUGUAGUCCACUCUUGUAAUGCUCCAGUCCAAGCGAGUGGCUGAAUCUUUACAGCUGUUAGUGUAUUUGAUGUUGGUGAAACUUUCGGAAUCAAACUGCUGUGGUUUCUGUCGUUGCAAAUUGUGUAAAGCAAAAGCCGAAUGUUCUGCAGUGGUGGACAAAGGGACACCAUGAGUGCAGUGAGCGAAAGCUGCUGUCCAUCCUUAAAGCGCACAUUUUGUUUGGAACCCUCAAAUGCUGAAUAUUUCCACAUUUCAGUGGGACUCACUAAAUUGUACUCGCAAGUCAGGAAAUGUGGGCCAGGCCUGUAAGAUAUGCGUGCGUUCGCUGCUGUCUUUGUUUUGUCAGUGGUCGUGAAUGUUGUAGAGGAAGAAAAUGGGACAAUACUGCCUAUAAUGUAUGAGUGCCUAAUUUGCAUACAAGUUUUUAUUUCAACAUUUUAGAAUUUAUUCAUGUGAUUUGCACACAAGCAUUCACAUUUACAUAGAGACGAGCUUCUUGUCAUUUAGGUCUGUAACCCACACUACGUAACAAAAAAGGAAAUUUGAAUCUCACAGUCAUGCACAACAUCUGCCAGUUGACCAUUAGUAUUGGGUGACUCUGGCUAAUGUUCCCUCCACUGCAUUGUCUGAAGAAGCAUGGGAAUUGAUAAAAGUCCAUUAAAUAAAGAAAGUUGUGAUCUUUUCUUACCUGGAGACAUUAGGAAAGCAUUGUACGUCACAUAUAUUUAGCUUUAGGCAUGAUGGCUUAUGAAAUGGAUGGAAAUGAAAUGGAUGGAUUUUCUAUAUUCAUUUAACUGUGCAGAUUUUAUGUGUGUAUUAAUUUUUAUUUACAGAAAAAUCCAUAAACGUGUGUUUAUCAUAUCAUACGAGUAGCAGAAAUAAAUUAAUGGGUGGAAGACAAAUCAGUCAUCUAUGCCAACCCAUACAGUGAGUGGUGUAACCAUCAACCAAACUGCAGAAGAAAGUCUUGCCAGACUUUGCAGGCAGCCAUUAAUAGUAGCUACAGGCUAAAAACCACUGCAUGUACUGAUACUAGUAUAUACAAAUCUGGCCAACCAUGAAACUCCAAGCAGUAUAUUUGGUGUUCUUUGGCAUAUGGACAGCAGUUUGGUGUGUACAGGAAGUGAAACUGGAGCACGAGUCACAUUUGCAGUAGUAUGAAACAAUCACAGCAGUAAGUUUAUUGGAGCUUGUACGGCUACAAUAAGCUCUGGGGUUAAAUGUGUCAGUCACAACCUACUCUACUACACUUUGUCACAUUACUUGAGUGAGUUUGUACCUCUGUUUAAAAUCGUAACACUUCUGUCUCGAUUGCUAUCUCAGUGAUAUGCAAGAGUAAAUUAGGCAGGAGAUGGCAAGCCUUUUGUCAGUGUCGGCCUGAGAUUGUAAGACUGUGAUAUUUCUUGGAAGUAUUACAUAGAGUGUAGGCCUGAUGAGUACCAGAAUCAAAAAGUACUGCACGUUUCCAUUAUUUUGCAGCGCUAUUCAGCAGUGCUUAGAGCUUUCUGCAACCAAGAAAAAGACCACUAUGUUAGCUUGUUUAUUUAUUUAUCAUCUGGAUUCCAGGGAUAAGUGGUAUCUUCUAUGUAUUUUAAUCAGAAUAGUUUUUAUAUACAUCUUAGACUGGUUGAUCCGAAGAAAGAUUCCAUAUACAUACAAACAAUACAAAUAGUGUAAAGCCAACCUAGUGGUCCUGUGAGUCUGCAUACACAUUAAAACUUUGCUUUUUUUAGAUUCUGACCAUUAGUGGGGCAAAACAUAUUAAGUUUGACCUGAGGAUGGUGCCAGAGGAAAAGCAAGGUUACCUAAAUUUCAAAAUCAGCUUGUCAGGCUCAGCUGUACAUUGCCAGAUUUUUUAUCCAUUGGCCUCAACAGGGUAGAUGUCUUUGUCAGUUGCACUUGAAGCUUAACAUAUUAAAUACAAUGCAUAAGCUCAAAGAAAAGCCAAAUCUGAGGCUGACAGCCUGAAACAUGGUAAUUGUUUUUUCUAUUUGUUGCACAAGUCGGAAUUCAUCCUCUUGCAAUCAUAAAUGUCUGUACAAAUCAAAUUGAUGAAAUCAAACAAUUGUGAAGAUAUUUCACCCUGAUAGCAACUGUUGGACCACCUGACUGAUGGAUGGACAGAUGAAAGAAAGAGUGACAUACAAUAUCGCCCUUCCUGGAGCCCAACUGCUACCAUGACUGAAGAUUAUGACCGAAAGUGAGAGUGGCAUGGUCAAAAGAUAGGGUCUUGAUCCACUGGACCCCGUCUGUGCAUGUCCUUGUUAUGUCUCAAGAUGUGAUAUCUAGUAUCAGUGAAUGAAUACAUACCUCUCAGAGUGUUUUGGUUUUAUUGCAAUGGGUAAUAUCAUGUGGUUACUUCUUCUUAAUGAUUUGUAUAGCUGCAGUUUUACUAAGGAUCUAUUGUAUAGAUGUAUAAUUUAAUAAUAAAAGUGAAUAUAUUGUUAACCCUCU
Scatophagus argus is the source of this 6666-nucleotide messenger RNA. RefSeq names its product contactin-associated protein-like 5. The transcript has 24 exons. Bases 170 to 4063 code for a protein of 1297 amino acids. The record is from RefSeq and is a predicted model, not a curated record. NCBI's taxonomy places the organism in Eukaryota, Metazoa, Chordata, Actinopteri, Scatophagidae.